Molecule: messenger RNA, 2493 nt
Organism: Mollisia scopiformis
Lineage: Eukaryota; Fungi; Ascomycota; Leotiomycetes; Helotiales; Mollisiaceae
Product: SPOC domain-like protein
Exons: 10
Coding region: 90-2300 (736 amino acids)
Biological process (GO): cellular response to gamma radiation; double-strand break repair via nonhomologous end joining; DNA recombination
Cellular component (GO): nucleus; Ku70:Ku80 complex
Molecular function (GO): damaged DNA binding; double-stranded DNA binding; telomeric repeat DNA binding
Source: RefSeq, a predicted model, not a curated record
CAUCGCUCUCCUUUGAUCAUAACUUCAUAACUUGAUCUCCUUGACUCUCAAAAACAAACAUCUUCCAUCGAUCCACCAUCAUCGCCAAGAUGAGCAAGGAGGCGACCGUUUUUGUCCUCGAUCUUGGAUCGACAAUGGGUGAUUGUCAUAAUGGUCGGGUUGAGAGCGACCUUGACUACGCCAUGAGAUAUGUCUACGACAAGAUGGCAGACACUAUGUCCUCAACAAGAACUACAUUGAAUACAGGUGUGAUUGGCUUCCGAACUAACGUGACAAACAACCCUCUCGAUGAUGGAGACGAAGGAUAUAACAAUAUAUCCGUGCUUCAACCACUUGGAACUCUCACCAUGCCACUAUUCAACGACUUGAAAGCUAAGAUAACUCCAAGUCAAACAGAAGCCGGUGAUGCUAUAUCGGCAAUCGUUGUUGCUGUGCACAUGAUUGAGAAGUAUACUAUGCUCAAGAGUGGCAAGCCAGGAAGUUAUGUUCGAAAAAUCAUUCUUGUGACAGAUGGCCAGGGAAGGAUGGAUGAUGAACUCCUCGAUGACAUAGCUACCAAGAUCAAUCAGAUGGGUAUCCAUUUGACCGUUAUGGGCGUUGAUUUUGACGACGCAGAUUUUGGCUUCAAAGAGGAAGACAAAUCUAUUAUCAAGCAAGAGAAUGAAAAGCUCACAAGGGGGUUCGUAGAAAAGUGCAACAACGAUUCUAUCGUCGCGACUGCUGCAGAAGUCAUCGAGUCUCUUUCCACACCAAAAGUCAAGGAGGUCAAGUCAAUUCCUGUAUAUCAGGGUCGCCUCUGUCUUGGAGAUCCCGAGAAGUAUCCCGAAACAGCCAUGUACAUCGACGUCAAAAGGAGUUUUUUCACGAAGGCUGCAAGACCGGUCUCUGCCAAAAGUGUUGUUAUCCCGCUUGGUGCUGCAAGUACCCAAUCAUCCCAUACCCUUCCGGGCGAUGUGGAAAUGACGGAUGCCCCACCAACUGGCGAUGCUUCUGAUGUCAGGACCGGAAGAUCGUAUAAAGUCAAAGACCCCACGUCUGACCUGGGCGAGAAAUUCGUUGACUAUGAGGAUCUUCAGAAGGGGUAUGGAUAUGGCCGGACGGCAGUCCCUAUCAGCGCAUCCGACGAAAAUGUCACGAAGCUGGAGACGUUCCAAAGCUUCUCGAUCAUCGGGUUCAUUCCCACAGACAAAUACGAGCAAUAUUUUACAAUGGGCGAGAGUGGCAUAACAAUCGCCCAACAGGUCAAUGACAAAGCUCGCGUGGCUCUCUCUUCUCUCGUUCACGCUCUGUUCGAAUUGGAGUCUUAUGCUGUGGCGAGGCUUGUAAGCAAAGACGGAAAAGACCCUCAAAUCCUACUUCUAGCACCUUACAUCGAGAACCAUUUAGAGGCAUUGAUUGAUGUGCCAUUGCCUUUUGCCGAGGACAUUCGCAUGUAUAGGUUUCCACCAUUAGACAGAGUCAUCACCGCAUCUGGUGCUACUCUUGAGACACAUAGGUAUCUGCCUUCGAGUGAUCUUGAUGACGCUAUGAGUGAAUACGUUGACAGCAUGGAUCUGUCUACCUUUGACAAGGAUGAUGAAGGCAACCCCACCGAAUACAUGAAGAUCGAAGACACAUACUCACCCAUAGUUCAUCGCAUUCUUCAAGCAAUCCGGCAGAGAGCUAUUUAUGGUGGGCCUGUCGAACCUCCUGCCGAGAUUCUUACGAAGUGGUCUGAACCUCCUGCAGAGCUUGCAAUGAAGAGCACUGGCAGACUCGAGAAGCUUAUUUCCGUUGCCGACGUCAGGAAAGUGCCACCCAAGGUCAAGGGGACGAGAGGUCGACGAGAGGUCAUCGCGCCACUAUCUGGCCUUGAUAUCGAAUCGUUGCUAGUCAAGAAUAAGCCAAAUAAGAUCUCUAAGGAGAAUGCUAUUCCCGACUUCCGGCAAAUGCUUGCGGCAGCCGACAAGGAUGAAACGAUAUCCGACGCUGUUAAGGGCAUGUCUGAGGUAAUUAAAGAUCUUCUUCAAGUCACUGGAGACGCCAAUGAUCAGCGAUGUCAAGAAAACAUCAAGGUCGUGCGUGAAGAAAUGAUCGAUUACGAGUUUCCGGAGUUCUACAACAAUUUCAUUAGAGACUUGAAGAAGCGAGUUUUCAAGAAGGAAUUUGGCAACAAGAGAGAGUUCUGGCAAACAAUCAGACUUGCUAAGCUCGGCCUGAUUGAUAGCACUAUCAUUUCAACGUCAGAUGUAUCGCCAGAGGAAGCUACAGAGUUUCUUUCUAUACCCACCGAAUUGCCCACUAGGAGGCGGGAGAGUUGAGUGUAUAACACGUAAGAAUUUGUAAUUUUUGCUAUGAGAGUCGAGAUAUCAUGGUGUGCGUACAACUUGAGUAAUGACUAGCGAAAUUGGGCGGGCACGGUGCAAAUAAAAGCGAUUCAUUUCGGGACUUGUUCGUACUUGAACUGUAGGAUGGUAUUGUAAAUGUAGAUGAGUGUGAAUAUCAAAGUGUGCU